AUGCGCGAGCAGAGGCACAGCCGGGUGUGGAGUGAGACACCGUCCUCACAGCCGGCACAGCAGGCCGGGUCCUCCUGCCUCCGCUCCUGCCCGCCCUGCUCGCCUGGCCCCGGGCGGGCAGGGCCAGCUCUGCUCUUACACGCACGCCCGGGCUCGACCCGGCUGGCGCCGACACAGGGGCCUGCGUCUCUAACGGGCUCCCCGGCGGGGCACACGGGGCACCCAGGGCCCGAGACGGCGAAAGUGCAGUGUCCUCCUCUCCUCACAGGUCCUCUGACGGCCCCGAGGCCAGGAGCCCAGCACGAGCCUCGCGGGCGAAGCACAGGACUCUCCGGGCUGCUCCCCGGGGCCGGAAGGGGCGGGCCCUCGCGCUUCCGGCUUCCGGAAGCACCGCGCCGCCGGUUCUCCGCUGCCCCGCCCGCGUCAGACGACUCUCUGCCCCUCCUCGAGGGGGCGUCGCCCUCUGACCCCGCCCGGAGAGCCCCGGCCUCUCAGGACGCGCGGGCACCCUCAGGACCACCUCCCGACCCCAAGGCCCGUAGCCGUCACCCCGGCCUGGCUCGGCUGUGGGCGCCUGCGGGCCGUCUUCCUGCCCCCUGCCCGGCCUGCCGCCCCGCUGGGGACCGUGCUUCCCGCGGGAGUUGGCGGCUGCGCCACCACCGCCGUGUCCCCGGGCGCCACGUCCCGCCCCGGCAUCCCCGGGGGAGCUCUGGGUUUCGUCUGUCUCACCCAGAGCCUGGCACGUGCGGAGGCUUCCUGGAAACCAAAUCGUUCAUUCAACAGAAAGGACUGAUUUCCGUGCUCCCUCAGGAUGAAACUCUGCGUGGGCUGUCGGGUCAGGCGGGGCUCCCCCCGGCCCAGGCAUCUCCACAGCCUCGCCUGCUGCCCCUGCGACGCCCCAGACACCCCGGGCCAGGAGGCCCGGGCUGAGCGUCCAAGCUCAGUCACUCGCUCUGGUCCCUCUCCAUGUCCAGACGCGCCUGUGACCUGGAGACACGACGCCUCGCCAGGGCGCCAGCCAGGCUCCAGAAGGAAGAGGCCCCCACGUCCCAGGUGGCUCAGCUGAACCGACAGCAGCCUCUGUGUGGCUCGGACCCAGAAAGCUGCCACGUGCCGGCGGACGCACAGCCACGCCCGUGUGCCCACGGAGAAGGGGGCGCAGGCUGACUGCGCCGGGCGCUUACAGGCACUGGAGCCAAAUUAGGACUUAUCAGCACGUUCAUUAUCUAAAAAUAAACCAGCUUUUCUUUGCUUCAUCAAAA
Molecule: messenger RNA, 1262 nt
Organism: Bubalus bubalis (water buffalo)
Lineage: Eukaryota; Metazoa; Chordata; Mammalia; Artiodactyla; Bovidae
Product: translation initiation factor IF-2-like
Exons: 3
Coding region: 1-930 (309 amino acids)
Source: RefSeq, a predicted model, not a curated record